AGCAGGAUGGGCAGUGGCUCUCCACAGCUGGCCUUACUCCCUCUUUCUCUCUGCUACAAACCUUUCCCACCAGCUAAUUACAACCAGGUUGGGUGAGAGAGCUUUGGUCCUCCUGCUGCUGCUGCUGCCUUUGGAAAGAGAGGCCUGGAGUACCCUGAAGGAUGGCUGGGAAGCUGUGGAGCACUGUCCUCCUUUCCCUGGCUCUGUCUGGCUUCUUCUGUGAAGAGGUUACCGUACCCAAUAGUACUCAAGGAACUACUGGGUCUCCCAUGAUAAAUGUCACUUCAGGAGCAAAAAAUGCCACUUCGAUGAGCACAGUUGCAACUACUACCAUUAAAGACCAAAGCUCUCAGACCUCUCACAUCCGGGCAAAUGAAACAGACAGAUUAGAAAACGUCACUGAAGCUAGACCUAAAAUAACAGCAGGCACAACCGAAUCAUCAACAAAGAUUCCUGUGACUUCAGCACUCAGCUUGGGUCCAGCAAUUUUAGACCAGAGUUCUCAGAGCCCUAAUAAGACAAAUACAACAGUCAGACUAGAAAAAGAAUCUGAAGCUGGACCUAAAAACAAUUCAGGAGUAACUAAUCAGGAAAAACAAGAUGACGCUUCUUACAUUGGUAUAAUUUUGCCAGUUGUCAUUGCCCUAAUAGUAAUAAGCAUCAUCGUAUUCCUUUUAAUGGCUUUGUACCGAAUGUGCUUGAAGACAAUGCCAGAGAGGCAAGAGAAUGGAACUGAACAAGCCCCAUCGGAUAAAGAGAAUGUGAAACUCAUUUCUGUUAAGACAACUUCUUCAGACUCAGGCAUGUUCAGUUUCUUGACCCUUUCCUCCUAUGACUUGCCUUUAGGCAUGUCAUUACCUUUGGAAUCCUUCAAACCAAUAUCAGACUUCUCAGGGAAGGAAUAAAACUCGGCAACAUAAUGAUUCCUCCUCGUGUCAAGGCAACAAAUGUAUGUGAAGCAUUCCUGUUUCAUUGUAGAAACCACCAAACAAAGUUGGAUUUACUUGAUGUGAAUCAAGAGCUUCUAUGUAUUCCUGAAAAAACCUGUUCGUUUCAUUUCUCUGUAAUUUUGCCAUGUUGUCAUGUUGUUUUUCUAUAUGCCUGCUGUUUAUCUCUAAAAAGAAUUUUGUAGUUUUCUCUCUCUUUCUGUCUUUCAGUCCAUUGCUCUACAAGACCUAUUUAUUGCUUUCCAUGUAUGUAAGGUAGAGGAAAAAUGCAUAUUGUAAAACUAUAUAAAAAUGCACGUGACCUUUGCCAAUUCUGAUUCUGUAGUUUUGUACAUAAAGAUAUAUUCUGCCUGUAAAUAUAAUUCUUUAUCUGCUUUCAGUAAUUACCACAAUAUUAAAUAUUAUUUGUUGUGGUCAUAUCUGUUUACAAUAAGAACAAGAUACUAACUUGAGUCUUUCCUUCUGUAAAUACAUAGAUUCCCUCACUCCCAUUUCAAUGCAAAGCAAAGAUUCAAGUUAUAGUAUCCAUGAUGAAGAGUGCAGAGAAGAGCAACAAAGAUGAUUAGGGGACUGGAAGCUAAAACAUAUCAAGAACAGUCGCUGGAACUGGGUAUGACUAGUUUGAUGAAAAGAAGGACUAGGGGUAACAUAAUAGUAGUGUUCCAAUAUCUCAGGGGCUGCCACAAAGAGGGAGUCAGGCUAUUCUCCAAAACAUCUGAGGGUAGGACAAGAAGCAAUGGGUGGAAACUAAUCAAGGAGAGAAGCAACUUAGAACUAAGGAGAAAUUUCCUGACAGUUAGCACAAUUAAUCAGUGGAACACCUUGCCUCCAAGGGUUGUGAAUGGUCCAACACUGGAAGUUUUUAAGAAGAGAUUAGAUAACCGUUUGUCUGAAGUGAUGUAGGGUUUCCUGCCUAAGCAGAAGGUUGGACCAGAAGACCUCCAAGAUCCCUUCUAACUCUGUUAUUCUAUUUCUAUUUCAUAAGUGACUAAUCUCCUUAUUAAGACUAACCUUAUUAAGACUGGUACAAAAACGUUAACCACAUUUAGGUUUUCCAAAAGUCUUUCUAAAGCAAAAUGUGACAAAAACCAAGGAAUGGGGGAAGAAGCAAGACACUCGAAAGCUCAGAAUUUGUCUCCAUUAGGUCUGCAAUUCAGAUUUGGACUGAAGAUUGGAGGUGUCAACAGAACCUAUUUGCAGGCGGCAGAUGCAAUAUAUUCCGAGUUUCAACAACUAUCAUAGGACAUAUUUUGGUGGUUUUCUUACUUUUUGCAGUAACAUUUUACCUUGAUGCAGAUUUCUGCAAUUUCUUCUGCCUCAUUUGAUAAUAUCACAAGUAUUAUUACCAUAUUGUGGAUUCCUGGGGUGUUUUUUUUUCCCCGGAUAGGCCAACAUGACUGUAUCUUUUAAACUAUUAUACUGUAUGUAGCUCUGCAAACUUUUUUGUGCAGUGGUAGGGAGAAAUCAUUGCAAUGCAGCCUGAAUCUAGGGAAAGGAGGAGGAAUGUAUAGUAUGUAUCGGGGUGAAAUCCAGCAGGUUCUGACAGGUUCUGGAGAACCAGUAGUGGAAAUUUUGAAUAGUUCGGAGAACGGACCAAUACCACCUCUGGCUGGGCCCAGAGUGGGGUGGGAAUAGAGAUUUUGUAAUAUCCUUCCCCCAGGAGUGGGGAGGGAAUGGAGAUUUUGCAGUAUCCUUCCCCUGCCACUCCCACCAAGCCAUGCCCACCAAGCCAUGCCCACAGAACUGGUAGUAAAAGAAAUUGGAUUUCACCACUGGUAUGUAUAUAUUAACACUCUUUAAUAAAAUACAUGGGAAUCGCUUUCCUUAAUCUACUGGAUUUCUACUUCAAAAGGGAACUCCAGGGACUUUUUUUUUUUUACGAAUGUCUAAUGUUCCUUAGUUCCUAAAAUUCAAAAAGGGGGAAUAAUAAUUUCAGAAUAACAAAAUCCAUGAUACCACCUUCUACUACCAUGUCUACAUUGCAUAAGCACAAUGUUCAGAAAAGAUUCUAGAAACCAUCACCCUGUCAGUCUGUAUCAAGCAUUUUUCCCUGGAAAAUUGUCUUCUCUUUUUAAGAAAAACAAAUCCUGCAUAUGGUCAGAAGCUGUGUUUGCUGUACCAAUCUAGAAAUGUAAUAAACAAAUGAUUGUGUCAAAAUUC
Ahaetulla prasina is the source of this 3107-nucleotide messenger RNA. RefSeq names its product endomucin (gene EMCN). Lineage: Eukaryota; Metazoa; Chordata; Lepidosauria; Squamata; Colubridae. Bases 162 to 905 code for a protein of 247 amino acids. The record is from RefSeq and is a predicted model, not a curated record. The transcript is spliced from 14 exons.